AUGCUCACAACAAAUUGGCAAGCCGAUGUAGUAAUCUAUGAAAUAUUUAUUUUUACGCCAAUUUACGCGAUAGUUUUAUGGUCAAUAUGGUUCAUGAGACCCAGAAAAUCCGCGUUCAAAACUCAUUAUUAUACUUUAGUCCUUUCCCAGGCAGAUUUCUGUACAGUUAUAAUUUUCAUAACCCAAAUGUUACCUAGAUAUUUUAAUAUUGGAAACUCUCUAAUUUGGUGGCUAGAUGGUUAUGGUGCAUCGUGUUUCUAUGUGAAUUUGGGGCCACAGAUGUUCAUUUUAAGGUCAAUCGGUCUUUUUUUAAUUACUGUACAAAGAUAUGCAACUUUGUGUCGCCAUCAUGGAUGAUUGAAUCAUAUCCUCUCUGUCACCCCAGCUUACACUCUUAUCCUUUGUCACUGGCUCAUUUCCAUAGCUCUUCACAUGCCAGCUGUAUUGAUCUGUCACGCGCACUUUGAAAAUGCGCAGUCGUUUUUCGUCAUAACAUCAGAAGAACACAAGAAGACAAGUGCUACCAUCGUCAUUUGCACAUUUACAUUAUGUGGACUUUCGGUCGCCGGCAUGUAUUGUUGCAUUAUUCGGAAAUUGUGCUCGGUCAAGCGAACAUCGUCUGUAACAAGUUUUUCAGCUUGGCAAUCCCGUCAAAACCGAUACCAGGAAGCCCGGCUUUGUAUCCACGUGCUCUUCUUGGCUAUAAUUUCCGCCGCCACAUUUGCCUACUAUGUUUUUCAAGCAAUCUAUUCGGAUCAGUUAGAUGUAGGCGACGUCAGUUUACCUGAUUCUGACUCCAAAUCUGUGAAUCUGCAGCAAGAAGAUCUUCGUGCUCUUCGUGUCUGGUAUCCGUUGGUUUCUGGAAAUAUGAGCUUUAUCAACCCGUUGAUGUUGUUGUUAUUGAAUCGAGAUAUCCAGAAUUGUUUCAAGAACUUUUGCAGGGGCAAAACUAUCGAUCAUCGAACGAGUAGUGUGUUGGCUAUGAACAGAACGACAUAA
Messenger RNA from Caenorhabditis elegans, 999 nucleotides. The record is from the annotation of a RefSeq genome assembly. NCBI's taxonomy places the organism in Eukaryota, Metazoa, Nematoda, Chromadorea, Rhabditida, Rhabditidae.